AUGGCGCCUGGGUACGGGCAUGGUGGCAAGCGGAAACGCAUUGAUCGCUCGUGGUCCGGCGAGUCAGGGAGCAAUGACCUGCGACCUUCACCCCAUCGCCCUGGCUCCCUCAACAUGGCACAUCAUCCUACCAACCCCGGACACCAAUCCCCCACUCCCCGAGAGCAAAACGACACGCGUGACAGAUCUCGCCGACAAUCGCAUCGCAGCCGGGCUGGUUCCCGCCGCGGAUCCAACGAUGGUCAGAAUUUUUCGAAUUCGCAGCAUAGAGAACCGAACGCCAUGUCUCCUCCCGCAAUGAACCAGCCCAGGGAGCCUGUCGAACCCGCGUCGUACAAUGGCGACUCAGCCACGUCGCGACCUACCCCGUCUCCUGCGCCGAAUACUCCUGCUUCACAGCCGCAACCUAACCCGCCGUCUCGAGCUGGCUCGGAGACCAUCACCCGCCCUCCCUCCCUCCCACCCCCGCCUUAUGAUUACGAAUAUGUGACCGAUAAUGCUGUUGAGGAAUGGACUUCAGCGGGCAAGCAAAAGGUAGUCGAAGAAGGGAUUGCGGCUCGCGUGCAACAGGAUCUGGCUCGGCUUGCGUCUGUCUACCAGGAGCUUAUUCGCUCCGCCAUCUAUGGUCGGCUGCCACCAUCAAACGCAGGAAAUGCUGUCAAAGAGAUCAUCGGAGAAGAAUCUGCGUCCCAGGAUGUGGAUAUGGAGGCCGACACUGGAAAGCCUACGAUCCAAGGAAUCGAUCCGCGAUCCUUGUUCCUCGAUACACUUUCCAUCGUGACUGAUGCUGAUACCUCGAACCCGGCUCUCAAACCACUUGUAUUUGCGACAGAUAUUGAUCCUUCUUUGAUGCGUCUUCAGCUUGAGACCCCGUUGUUGCAGGCUCUGGGCUUGGUUCGCGAAACCUUCGCGCGAAUGGGAAUUCGCAAGCAGACCAAUCUCCUCUACCGACAGUCGAACUACAAUCUUCUCCGAGAAGAAUCGGAGGGAUACUCAAAACUCAUCACCGAGCUAUUCACCACAAGCAACAAUGAGCCGCCCUCGAGCGAGGUGGUUGAGGAUACAUUUGAAAGAGUCAAGGCUAUGAUUGGCGCAUUUGACAUGGAUGUUGGCCGUGUGCUAGACGUCACACUGGAUGUGUUCGCUGCAGUUCUUGUCAAGCAAUACCGUUUCUUCGUGAAGCUCCUGCGAGUUAGCUCCUGGUGGCCGAAGGAAGACACCUUCCACAACCUAGCGCAAAGCCAUUGCCACUCCGGCAUUCCGAAUUGGGCACUUCCUGGAUCAACUGGGUGGGUCACAACGGAUGAGGAGCGGUCCACUACUGUGCGCGCGAAUGAGGAGCGCGAUAGCCAAUUCUGGGAUCGAGUAAGGGAAAUCGGACUUCAAGCCUUCUUUGAGAUCGGCCGCAAACCGAUCUCAGAGGAGGAAAGGCAACGAAGUCUUUCAGAAACUAAUAGUUCAUCCUUUGAAGAAGAUGCCACACGAUCAUGGCUUGAAGAGACUGGCACUCUACCCCCAAAGGGCAAUCGGGUUGCAGCACAGUUGCUUGGUUUCAAGUUGCGAUUCUAUUCUUCUUCAGCUCGAACCAAAGCCGAUGUUCUCCCUGAUAACCUCAUUUACCUUGCUGCCCUCCUCAUCAAAGUUGGCUUCAUCUCUCUGCGUGACCUUUACGCUCACCUCUGGCGAUCUGACGACACCAUGGAGAUUUUGAAGUCUGAAAAAAUGGCAGAGAAAGCUGAAAGAGUGAAGGCUGGCCGACCGGGUGGUGGAAUCAAUGCUUUGAUGAUGGCUGGCGCUUUGUCGGACGACACAGUUCCCCUUCUCGCUUGCGGGACGAGCCGCGAGUGGCGACUCCUGAAAGUACUGCUCCUCAAGAGUCUCCUCGCCAUUGGUGCCAUUCCCGAAUCCCUUUUCGUCAUCAGCAAGUUCCCCUGGUUGAUGGAGGGUUACCCCGAGCUUCCCGAGUUCAUCCACCGCAUACUCCAUCACUCUUUGAACAAGGUUUACAUCCAGUUCCGACCAUUGGCAUCUACCGGUGACUUCCCCGGAGCUCAAUAUAUAGUGACCUCCGAUCAAACCAGCGCGAAGGGGCAGGAAGACACUAACGACGGCACCGACUAUCGAUUCUACUGGGAUGACUGGGCCGAUAACAUCCCCAUUUGUCAGUCUGUCGACGAUGUUUUUGCUCUUUGCUCGUCUUUCCUCAACCUUUCUGGUCACAAGAUUGGACAAGAUGCCAGCCUUUUGGCGAAGCUUGUACGCAUUGGAAAAGGAAGCUUGGUCCAAGACGGAUCCGAAGAGAACAGAACACGCUGGCGCGAUCUUUGCAAGCGUCUUCUCCUACCCGCUGUCAGUCUAACAAAAGCAAAUCCUGGUGUGGUCAAUGAAGUCUUUGAUCUCAUCAGCUUCUUCCCCAGAGAUGUGCGAUACAACAUGUACGCAGAGUGGUACUCAGGACAGACGUCCCGGCUGCCAGACAUUAAGGAGGCCUUCGACCAGGCGAGGGCGGAGACCAAGGACACCCUCAAACGACUCAGCAAGACAAAUAUCCGACCCAUGGCCCGUGCAUUGGCCAAGAUUGCUUACGCCAAUCCCGGAAUUGUCAUUAAUGUCGCCAUGAGCCAAAUUGAGUCGUAUGAAAACCUCAUCGAAGUUGUGGUUGAAUGCGCACGCUAUUUUACUUACCUUGGCUAUGACAUCCUAUCUUGGUCUCUUAUCAAUUCCCUUGGCCAGAAAGGAAGAAGUCGAGUCCAGGAAGGUGGACUAUUGACUAGUCGAUGGUUGAACGCCCUCUCCACAUUCGCCGGUCGAACUUACAAACGGUACUCUGUGAUGGACCCUACCCCAGUCCUCCAGUAUGUGGUGGAGCAACUGCGGCACAACAACUCGACCGAUCUGAUUGUGCUAGAGCAACUGAUCAGGUCAAUGGCUGGCAUCAUCUCAGACAACGACUUCAACGACGCUCAAAUUCAGGCCAUGGCCGGUGGUGAUGUUCUCCAAUCCCAGACCAUCUUGCAACUACUAGAUAAGCGUCAUGAGUCCAGGACCACCUCAAAACGGUUGGUCCAUUCAUUGACCCACACCAGACUCGCCGGUCAGCUGUUGGUUGCCAUUGCCCAAGAACGACUGACUUGUGUGUACAAUGAAACUUCUUCGGAGCUCAAAUUGCUCGGAAAUAUUUUUGACGAGAUCCACCGCAUUCUCACCCAAUACCUUGACCUGCUUCGCAGCAAUCUCUCGGUUGAUGAUUUUGAUUCCUUCGUUCCAGACUUUUCAUCCCUCGUCACGGAGUUUGGGAUUCAGCCCGAAAUCGCCUUCUGGAUUCGGCGGCCCAGCAUCGCCCGGAAAAUCACGGACAUCGAGGAAUCAAAACAAGAAAAAGAACGUUCAGCUUCUGCGUCGAAGUCGAACGGCGACAAGAUGGACACUGCCGAGGACGAAGAAGCGCCUUCAAAGUCCGAAGACGCUGCGGCAGACGGUUCCAUGGAUGUCGAUAAGGACGAAACCGCAAUUACGACUCCGAUGGAAGGACCCGAUGCUACGCCCGUUCCUGCGGUCAAUGCUGAACCAUUGGCAGCCAACCCCGUCAUGCAAGAUUUGAUCGACGAUGUCAGAACUGCUCUUCCUGCCGAAACAUGGGAGACUAUCGGCGCACACUUCUAUGCAACAUUCUGGCAGCUUGCCCUUUAUGAUGUUCAUAUCCCGCAGAAAUCCUACGAGGAUGAAAUUGACAGACUCAAACGGCGGGUUGUCUCUAUCAACAGUGAUCGAUCUGAUAUUAGCAUGGCGGGCACGGCGCGAAAGGAGCAACUGAAGCGCCAGGUUACUCAGCUACAGGAACGCAUUCUGGAUGAGAAUAAGAAUCACCUGAAGGCAUAUGGGCAGACACGCUCUCGGUUGCAGAAAGAGAAAGAUAAGUGGUUCGCCGGCAUGCGCCUCAAGCAUGACGCUCUCAACAUUGCUCUGUUGGAGCAAUGCUUCAUUUCCUAG
Messenger RNA from Penicillium mononematosum, 3990 nucleotides. RefSeq lists its product as uncharacterized. Gene Ontology annotation, molecular function: mRNA binding. Gene Ontology annotation, biological process: mRNA export from nucleus; mRNA processing. The transcript is spliced from 3 exons. Gene Ontology annotation, cellular component: THO complex part of transcription export complex. Lineage: Eukaryota; Fungi; Ascomycota; Eurotiomycetes; Eurotiales; Aspergillaceae. The coding region runs from base 1 to 3990 and encodes 1329 amino acids. The record is from RefSeq and is a predicted model, not a curated record.